Messenger RNA from Aspergillus pseudotamarii, 1750 nucleotides. RefSeq names its product MBL fold metallo-hydrolase. The coding region runs from base 95 to 1294 and encodes 399 amino acids. Gene Ontology annotation, biological process: hydrogen sulfide metabolic process; glutathione metabolic process. NCBI's taxonomy places the organism in Eukaryota, Fungi, Ascomycota, Eurotiomycetes, Eurotiales, Aspergillaceae. The record is from RefSeq and is a predicted model, not a curated record. The transcript has 2 exons. Gene Ontology annotation, molecular function: sulfur dioxygenase activity.
GGGAACCCUAACUUGGACAACCUUAAGUAUCGUAAAUCCCCUUCAGUGUGCAUAUCCCAUGUAUUCUAAUGCUCCAUCAUAACAUAACAUCAUCAUGAGCUCUGUUAAAGCUUCUCAGGCUGCUUUGGGCUCACUUGGGCUAAUGGCCAACUCGAUUCGAGCCACAACUAUUAGGAGGCCGCUCCGUUCUCUUUGCCAACAUGCCGAGAAGAGGGCCGCAUAUACCACCAAAACCUACCAUUCAGCCGUCAGUGCUGGUUUUCAAAAAGCUUCACGAAAAAGCAAGUUGGAUGAUAGACGUACCUUAUCAUCUAAUAACUCACGGUCUAUACGUUCAAUUGCGACCAAACCCCCACAAGCUGUAGCCCAAGGCGGAGCUUCGUACAGCACGGGCGCCACUGCGACUGGGGAACCUACUAUUCACGCCGUUUUUGAGACGAAGACAGGGACAUGGCAAUAUGUGGUCUCUGACCCAUCCACUUUGGCUGCUGUAAUCAUCGACCCAGUCUUGGAUUAUGACCCAGCUACUCAAGCCGUUACCACUUCCGCUGCCGAUUCACUGCUCUCGCUGGUCAAGGAAAAGGGAUACAAAGUCGACAGAAUCUUGGAGACUCACGCCCAUGCAGACCAUCUCACCGCAGCAUCUUAUCUCCAAAAUCGCCUUAUGCAGGAAUAUGGUCACAAGCCAUCGAUCGGCAUUGGCAAGCGCAUCGGACAGGUGCAGAAAUUAUUCGGUCAGAGAUACGCAGUUCCACCUGAUGAAUACAGUGUUGUUUUUGACACACUAUUUGAUGACGACGAGAAAUUCCACAUUGGAAAUCUGGUAGCGACAGCCAUGCACCUUCCCGGUCACACUCCAGACCAUUUAGGCUAUAAAAUAGGAGAUAAUGUAUUCUGUGGGGAUUCCUUAUUCCACGCAGAUAUCGGUACUGCGCGCUGUGACUUCCCUGGUGGAAGUGCACAAAGCCUCUUCAACUCCGGACGUAAGCUUCUUAGUUUGCCAGACCACGUGAAGAUCUGGACAGGUCAUGAUUAUCCACCGGAGGAUCGUGCAACCCCGAUACCUUGGCUAAGCGUGCAGGACCACAAGAGUCAGAACAAACAUUUGAGAGACGGAAUCACUGAGGAGGAGUUUGUGUCUCUGCGGCAGGAACGAGAUACGAAGUUGGCAGAGCCAAGAUUGCUCCACCAGUCACUCCAGAUAAAUAUCCGGGGAGGACAACUUCCGAAGCCAACUGAAGCCGGACAUCGGAUGCUUCACGUUCCGCUAAAGCUUAGAGAUGUUAAAUGGUAAAGAUGGCUGGUAUUUGCGAAAGAUGGCUCAAAGCCGUGACAGGAUGAUAUGAGCGCUCCAACGAGAACAUGGUCGCUAAGACGUAAUAUUGGAAAAAUAUGUGCAAGGUAUUCAGUUAUGUGUGCUGUGUGUACAUGCUAAUGCAAGCUCUUCAUUUUACACCCAAUGGACCAGAGUCACUAGGCAACCCCGAGUAAUCCGCCUUUUGUUUCUGCAGGUUCUAGUAGACAAGUCCCUGUUUGGGGAUAGUGAAAGCCAUUUUUCAGUUGGUUUCAAUUAACACAAAUCACCGAAUAGCGAAGAGGUGGUGGAGGUUGAUACAGCCGUCGAAAUGUAAACAUGGGGAAACCCUCAUGUGUACGGUAUGAUUCAAGGAGUCCUAAAUGAUGGGUCACGAAAGUGGGAAAAUAUUUACCUUGACUAUACGGUGCUAAUUAAUCAAUCAAUCAAUCAAUC